Molecule: messenger RNA, 4448 nt
Organism: Thalassophryne amazonica
Lineage: Eukaryota; Metazoa; Chordata; Actinopteri; Batrachoidiformes; Batrachoididae
Product: liver carboxylesterase 4-like
Exons: 25
Coding region: 42-3278 (1078 amino acids)
Source: RefSeq, a predicted model, not a curated record
AGUCCGCGGAGUGCUGCAGCCCGAGCGCGCGCGCGUCUAUUAUGGAGCUCAGAGUGCAACAUUUCUUCAUUCUUGUAUCAGCUAUUUUAUUUCUAUGUGUUUUUGCAGACUUGCGUGGUCCUGUGGUCCACACAAACCUCGGGAGCCUCAGAGGUGAGUAUGUGACCAUAAAGGGUAAGGACACAGGAGUCCACACCUUCCUGGGUGUCCCGUUUGCAAAGCCACCUGUAGGCGCUCUGAGACUGAAAGCACCUCAGCCUGCAGGAGGAUGGGAAGGAGUGAGAGAUGCCUCUCAUCAGCCACCCAUUUGUGUUCAGCCAAAAGAAUUGAUGGAGGACCUGUUAAAUAAACUGGGUGGUUUAAUGGCAGAGAUCCCAGAUGCUUCAGAAGACUGUCUUUACCUCAACAUUUAUACUCCUGCAAACAAAAGUCCUGACGCCAAACUCCCAGUCAUGGUCUGGAUCCAUGGUGGAGGGUUUGUGAUGGGCUCAGCUUCAAUAGGUGAUGGCUCAGCCUUGGCUGCUUACCAGGAAGUGGUUGUGGUUUUAAUCCAAUACCGUUUGGGACUACUGGGUUUUCUCAGCACUGGAGAUGAGAACAUACCAGGAAACUUUGGCCUGUUGGACCAGGUGGAAGCCCUUCGAUGGGUUCAGCAGCACAUUCACAACUUUGGAGGAGAUCCGAAUUUAGUCACCAUAUUUGGGGAGUCUGCUGGUGGUAUUAGUGUGUCUCUUUUGCUUCUCUCUCAGUUGUCUUAUGGGUUAUUCCAUCGUGCAAUUGCUGAAAGUGGCACUGCUCAUAUUCAGUCAGUCGCAGACAUGGAUCCUCUGCCAGUCUCAAAGGCAAUGGCCAAUGUACUUGGCUGCAACGUGGAAAAUACAAAGAAGAUGGCUGACUGCAUGAAAAACAUCAAGGUUGAGUCUAUUAUUGAUGCUACUAAGGACAUGAAAGUUAAUUUCCCUCCGGUUUUCGACGGACACUUCCUGAAGAAACCUAUAAAAGAGCUGUAUGAUAACCAUGAACUUCUCACUGUACCUUUCAUGACUGGUGUUACAAAUGAUGAAGGUGGCUACUUACUUUGUGAGUUCUUCGCUCCUCCAAACUGGACAGAAGGAAUGGAUCGGGAGCUUUUCUUGAACCUAGUGUCUAUUGUUUAUCCUAAACCCCAAGAUACGAUCCGGAUGGAAAUGAUACUCGAGGAAUAUGUGGGAAACGGUGAAGAUCGUGUGAAAAAUAGAGAUGGGUUUACUGAGUUAAUCGGAGACUCAAUAUUCAACAUUCCAGCCAUUAAGACUGCAAAUGCUCACAGAGAUGCAGGAGCUCCUGUGUACCUGUACGAGUACCAGUAUCCUCCCAAAUUCCUGCAGGAAAACAGACCAAGUUUCGUUAAGAGUGACCAUGCAGACGAACUCUUCACAGUGUUCGGAUUCUGCUUCACAACUGCCCAUGUCAAAUUACAACAGGCAUGUACAGAAGAAGAAGAAGGGUUCAGCAGAGUCAUGAUGAACUACUGGGGAAACUUUGCUCGCACAGGAUCUCCGAAUGGGGACGGUCUAACCCACUGGCCUCAGUAUGGAGCAGAAGAAAAAUACCUGGCCCUCGACAUAAAGGAACAGGUAACCGGUCAGCACCUGAAGAAGGACCGCUUCCUCUUCUGGACUCAGACAUUCCCAGGUCCUGUGGUCCACACAAAGCUCGGGAGCCUCAGAGGCGACUAUGUGUCAGUAAAGGGGACAAAAACUGGAGUCCACGCCUUCCUGGGGGUUCCAUUUGCAAAGCCACCUGUACGUGCCCUGAGACUGAAACCUCCUCAGCCUGCAGUAGGAUGGGAAGGAGUGAGAGAUGCCUCCCGUCAGCCAUCCAUGUGUGUUCAGCAUAAAGAAUUAUAUCAGGACCUUUUGAAAAUGUGGGAUUUGACAGUAGAGAUCCCAGAUAUUUCAGAAGACUGUCUUUACCUCAACAUUUACACGCCUGGAAACAAAGCUCCUGAUGCCAAACUCCCAGUCAUGGUUUGGAUCCAUGGUGGAGUGUUUGUAUCAGGGUCAGCUUCAAUGUAUGACGGCUCUGCCCUGGCUGCUUACCAGGACGUCGUUGUGGUUGUAAUCCAGUACCGACUGGGACUGCUGGGCUUUCUCAGCACUGGAGAUGAGAACAUACCAGGAAACUUUGGCCUGUUGGACCAGGUGGAAGCCCUUCGAUGGGUUCAGCAGCACAUUCACAACUUUGGAGGAGAUCUGAAUUUAGUCACCAUAUUUGGGGAGUCUGCUGGUGGUAUUAGUGUGUCUCUUUUGCUUCUCUCGCCGUUGUCUGAUGGGUUGUUCCAUCGUGCAAUUGCUGAAAGUGGCACUGCUCAUAUUACGAUAUUCAACAUCAUAACGAAUAAUGUCCUGCCAGUAACACAGGUAUUAGUUAAUGAAACUGGGUGUCACAUCGAGACUACAAGGAAAAUGGCUGACUGCAUGAGAAACCUUAACAUGGAUAAAAUUAUUGAUUUUAAUCAGAGUUUUAAACCACGUUUUCCUGUGACUGUUGAUGGACACUUCCUGAGAAAACCUGUGGAUGAGCUGUUCCAGAAUCAUGAACUACUCACAGUGCCUUUCAUGACCGGAGUAACUAAUGAUGAGGGCGGUUGGCUCCUUAUCAAAUUCUUUGCUCCUCCAAACUGGACAGAGGGAAUGGAUCGGGAGCAGGUCCUGAACCAUCUGUCCAUUUAUUUCACUGAUCCAGCAGAUGACAUGCUCAAACAGAUGUUGACAGAUGAAUAUUUGGGAACUGCUGAAGAUCGUGUGAAAAAUCGAGAUGGGCUUACGAAGCUGCUUGGAGACAUGAUGUUCACCUUUCCAGCCAUUAAGGCAGCAAAUGCCCACAGAGAUGCAGGAGCUCCUGUGUACCUGUAUGAAUACCAGCAUUCUCCCAGUUUCCUGAAGACAAAAAGGCCAAGCUUUGUAAAGAGUGACCAUUUUGAUGAAGUCUUCACAGUGUUUGGACUCUGCUUCACAACUACCCAUGUCAAGUUAGGGCAGGCUUGUCCAGAAGAAGAGGAGCAAUUCAGCAGAACCAUGAUGACCUACUGGGGCAACUUUGCUCGCACAGGAUCUCCUAACGGGGUCGAUGUUGCCUUCUGGCCUCAGUAUGGAGCAGAGGAACACUACAUGUUAAUCGAUAUCGAUAAGCAGGUACCUGCUCAGCACCUGAAGAAGGAUAAGUUCAUCACCUGCACUGAGACCAUCCCAGAUCACAUCCAACAACAGAAAGAGAAGGUGCAUGAAGAGUUGUAAAAAUAGACAGAUGUGACGACUCUGGUACGCCGGUGUAUCAUCAAUCUUCAACCACAAACAAGUUACAGGAAAAAACUUACACUGUUUUGAAGCCAUGUUUAAAUUUCUGUGUUUUCUAGAGUUUAAGUCGCACCGUCAAAAAAACAUGAAGAGAUAAAACACACACAUAUAUAUAAAGCUCACGCCUCUUUCUGUGUUAUGAGCUCUUUAAUUUGGGAUUUUGGGUAAUUGUCUUUUUUAUGAUUAGCAUUUAUUCUUUAAUUAUUGGAGUUUAUUUUGUUUAUUGCUUUGAUUCCUGGGAAAGUUCCACAUAAAUAUUUGUUGUAAUUACUGUUAUUAAUAACAAACUUUAAUUUUUAGUACUAUGAGUCACACCAGAGUAUAAAAAAAUACGAUAUGUCAAAUUGGCAGAGGUGGGUGUAAGUCACUGUCAAGUCACUCUCAAGUCAUCAAUCUGCAAGUCCCAAGUCAAGUCUCAAUUCGGCUGUCAAACUUGCUGAUUCAUGACUUGAGUGACUUGAUGGUGACUUACUCCCACCUCUGCAAAUUUGCCUAAUCUAAAUAAAAUGUUGCACUUUAAUGUGCACUAUGCAGUACCCGCAGUUCCUUGAUGAAUGGAAUAAAAGGGAUUUUGUUGUUUUUAACCACACAAAAAAAAAUAAAGUUUUAACCUGCCACUUUUACACAAAAGAUAUAUAUUUAGAAUUUCAGGAUCAAGUACAGAAACGUUAACAUCAGUGAGUUCUGGUAAAAACUGAUGGUUACAUGUGUGUUACAACUUUAGGAACCCUCACGUUUGUGAACUGAAGGAUCAUUUGUCACAAGGGAGCAUGAAUCUGUCUCCAAAGAAGUUAAAAUAUGAAGGGAAACAAAAUCAGGACUAGAGACUGUAAAAUUCAAUCUAAAAACUCACCACUAGGUGACACUAAAUCAUACACACUAUCUUUUAAAGAAUAAACUGCUGGAAUACCAGUUAAAAUGUUUCAUUUUCAAGCAUUUGGUACAAACAGCUGGGUGUGGGAAUGACUGUAUUUGAUGCACUGAUGCUGUAAUGAAGAAUUAUUAAUAGUUCAGUAAUUAAUUCUGAAGUCUGGUCUUGUGAAUAAGUUUUAUGUUCGGCUCACUGUACUUAUACUCUGUGUGGAAAAUAAACCUGUCCUUGGAUCACUU